GAACUGGACACACCCAGCUCCCAUGGUUAUCCACACCCGUUGUGGGGAUAGAGCUGUUAGCGAGUUUUCGCUGUGGGGAGCUUGUCUGGUUGUCCCAAGAUAGCAAAAGGAGCGUGGCGUGUGACUCCCCUCCUCUCCUCUAUCGGAAAUCCGGGAGCGAAACCCGCCCGAGGUUCGCCGUUCCUUCUCGGGAAACAAGGGAGGAACGCUCGCGGUGGGGUGAGAAAUUUCCGCCGCUCCCCUCCGGUCGCUAUGGGUCUGUUCCUUUCCAGGAACCUCGUGAAUUUCCUCGUCUCCUUCUCGGCGAAGAAGGGCCCCGUCGAGCUCUUCCCCGUCCAGAUCAAGGACGUGGUCUCUCUGGUCUCCCGCACGGGCAGGCACUUGCAGCGCUACGAAAAGGAUCGUCGCCAAGUCGUCGGAUGCAUACCCUACAGAUACAGGAAGACUGAUCAAUCAUCUGGCGGUGGGGGUGAAGAAUUGGAGUUUCUUGUUGUCAGUUCACCGAAGGGCCAGCGAAUGAUGUUUCCCAAGGGAGGAUGGGAACUGGAUGAGACUAUAGAGCAUGCCGCUUUGCGCGAAUCAGCAGAAGAAGCCGGAGUAACGGGCACUCUCGAGUGUAAAUUGGGUGAAUGGCGAUAUAAGAGCAAGAGCAAUGGCAGCUUUCAUGAUGGCCAUAUGUUCCCUUUACUCGUUCAAAAGGAACUCGAUGUUUGGCCGGAGAAGCACGUCAGGCAAAGACGAUGGGUGACAGCUGACGAAGCGAAAGAAUUGUGUCAACAGCUGUGGAUGAAGGAAGCUCUAGAAUUAUUAAUUCAAAGAUUGAGGCAACAAAAAAAUGGGCAGGCAGUUGAAAGACAGCGUGCAUAGAAUGUGUCUCGUGGCCUUCAAAAUGCCUUGAAGAUUAGAAUCAGCCAAACUUGUAGAUGAGAAGGCUUUGUUCAAGAGCCAUGAAAGCAAGUUCUAUGAUCAUCGGAUUAAAAAAGUUCCAUGAUCAUCAGAUAUGAGGAAUAUGAAUUAGGAUGGAUAGUGUUCCCCCACCCCCGCCCCCGGCCCUUCUUCUUUUCCCCCCUUUUUUCGUCAUUUGAACCAUUCCUUGAUUCUUUCACCAUCUUCAACUUCUAGUGGUAGUUUCAGAGCAGUGAGACCAAAGAAAUUGGUGUGAGAUCCCAUGAAAUGUGGAUCUUUUUAGGGAGAAUCUUUGUACGUGUACAGAACUUGCCCCAUUCUUUAAUUCAAUAUCAUUUAAUCUCCUGAUUCUUUAUUCCA
This is a messenger RNA of Eucalyptus grandis, 1266 nucleotides long. RefSeq names its product nudix hydrolase 18, mitochondrial. Lineage: Eukaryota; Viridiplantae; Streptophyta; Magnoliopsida; Myrtales; Myrtaceae. The record is from RefSeq and is a predicted model, not a curated record. Gene Ontology annotation, molecular function: pyrophosphatase activity. Gene Ontology annotation, cellular component: nucleus; cytoplasm. The coding region runs from base 253 to 867 and encodes 204 amino acids. The transcript is spliced from 5 exons.